This is a messenger RNA of Aspergillus melleus, 3256 nucleotides long. RefSeq lists its product as uncharacterized. The transcript has 2 exons. The record is from RefSeq and is a predicted model, not a curated record. Lineage: Eukaryota; Fungi; Ascomycota; Eurotiomycetes; Eurotiales; Aspergillaceae. The coding region runs from base 208 to 1749 and encodes 513 amino acids.
AAAGGCGCAUGCAGGUGAUCGGCGUCUAUUUUUAGCCGACCGCGUGGCCCAGGCCUGAGGCAGCCUUCGCUCAUCAUCUUCGACCUCGUUUAUUUGGCUUCCUUCCUCCACCCCGCCUGUGGUUCUUUUCGUGCUGGCUUUAUAACCAGUCCAAUGGCAUCUACUUGUCUGCGCCCAUCCCUGGAUUAAACUCGUCUCCCAGCCAAAAUGCUUGAUGAAGCCCUCCCGACAUUCUUCCUCAAAUCCACCCGCCAAUCUCACCUUAAGUCCAUUUACUUCUGUCAACAUGGCAAUGACCCCUCCCCCGCCUACUCUCUCCGCCACGCCGACCCUUCCACCCCCGACGGCAAGAACCGCUACGCCGCCGCCCUUGUUGACCCUUACGUCCCCGACAUCAUCUACGGCGAGGUCCUAAUCAUCCCCGAAUGGACGCAACCUAGCCUCUCCGCCGACGCCAUUCGCGCAAACGGCGGCGUCACUCCCCCGCCGGAACCCCUCCUCCCCACCCACUUCACCAUCCACCUCUACAACCCCGACCAGCAGGUGACCGUCGAAUUCAAGCCCAAGAGCUGGAACAGCCCGGCGACAUGGACCUUCGAGAUGCCGCAGCAUACCUUCCGGCAGCCAUCCAGCUCGAGUCUCGAUCGCACGCAGACCGAUCCCGCUGCUGCCGACACCACGCCGAAGCUUCGCUUCAACUGGCGCCGCGAUAGCAAACUGUCCAAGGAUCUGACGUGUUACCUAUCCGGCAAGACGACGUCCAUGACGGAGAACAAGAAUAAGGCGAAGAGUAAAGAGCCGGAUAUUAUCAUGUCGAUCUUCAAGGGACUGCGGGAAAUGACGCUUUACGAACCGAACAUGUACCGGGUCGAGAUGGAGGAUUUCAAGGGCCUCGAGGUCGUGCUGCUGUUGGGUGCCGUGGCUAUUCGGGACGUGUACUUCUCCAGCAUGAAGGAUAGCUUUAACCUCUCGAAACAGGCAGCCUCGACGGCUGCACCGCCCGUAUCUACCUCUAUCCCUACCUCUGGCCCUUCCGCUGCCACUUCUGCCGCUGCUGCUGUCAACGGCAACCACCGACUUAGUCUUCCUCCGAUCAACACAACAUCACACCAGAAUCAGAACAUCCCAGUCGCUUCCGGGGGUUUGAACGCCGUGCCAACCCAAUCCCCACCCCAACCCUCCAAACCCACCUCCUCCAGCACGAAAACCAAACCCUCCAACCAACAACGCAAAGAAGAAGAACGCCGCACGCAAAAACUCCUCGAAGACGAAGAAAAAGCGCGCCGCAAACGCCAAGCCGAAAUCGACCAAGAAACCCGCCGUCUGCAGCGUCUCUAUGGCGAAGAAGAACAUCGCGCUCGCACCCACACGCCCUCGCUUCCGCCUCGCGCGUCCGGCGCUCGACCUCAGCAGCCCUCUAGCUCGAGACCGCACGCUCCGCCGCAGCCGAGACCCAUGCAGCCUAAUGGGCGCGGGGCCCCGGCGCAGCGCUACUACCACUAUCAUCAUCAUUCGCCGUCGACGCCUCAUAUCCCGUCGGGGCCGUAUUUGUCGCCCCCUAGUGGUCGGAGACCAGAUCCGAGACAGCAGUCGACGGUGACGUUUGCGACGCCGGAUGGGCCAGUGGGCACGACCACGGGGGUGCGGCCGACGGUGCAGCCGAAGAAGAGCAGUUUCUUUGGAUUCCGGAAGUCGGGGGAUGAGAGGGAGAGGGAGAAGUUGAGUAAGAAGCGGAGUUCGAUGUUUUAGUUUUGGUGUAGAUUGGGGUGUUUUUUUGAUUGGGAUGGUUGAUCCUGUUUUUUGGUGUAUGAAGUUAUGAUACCCCUGCUUGUUGGCGUCGCGUUCACUCUUUGAAUAUCUGCAUUUCUUUUGUUUUCGUCGAUCUUUUCUAGCAUGUCUCUGUAUGCAUGCAUGCAUCUACAUAAAAGCUAUUCUGCAAUUGAUACCUCACGUCGUCAACGUACACGAACCGGCCAAACAAAAAGAAUACCAAUAUGAAUAUCCAGUUACCCACGCAUCUAAACACUCACACCAUGGAUCUACAACGGCCUCCCCUCUACCCCCUCCGUCGUAAUCGUCACCGGCUUAAUAUUCCCCUGUUCAUCGAACUCCAUGCGAUCGAUGCAUGUGACCCGAUGAUCGCGGGCUGUGUCAUUCACAUACCGCCGAUGGUACACGAUGUAGUAGUCCUUGCCGUCGGGCGUGAACACACUGUUAUGGCCCGUGCUGGUCCCGACCUUGUCGUUUCCUUCGAGGAUCUUGGUCGGUGUCGAUGAGAAUGGGCCGGUGGGUGAGGGUCCUGUUACGUAGCUGACGCCGUAGGAGUUGUCGCCCCAUCUGGUUUGAUUUAGAGUUAGUAUUAGUUCUUUGGUUGGCCAUAGGGAGAGACCGGGGGUAAGGGAUACACAACAAGGGAGGAAGUAUGAAACCAGAGAAAGAGAAAGGCAAACUCACCCGCCCACACUAUACAUAAAAUAAUAAACCCCAUUCCUCUUCAACACCCACGGUCCCUCAACAUAAUCCUUCGGAGUGAUCUCCAAAUACUCGCCCUUCAGCGUGACCAUAUCCUGCUCCAACUCGACCACCACCGCAUGAGUCCACCCCCCGAAAUACAACCACACCCUACCUUCCCCUUCGCCAUCCUCAUCCUCGUCCGCAUUCCCAUCGGCAUCAUCCCUAAAAACCUGCGCAUCAAUCGGCUGCGCCCCCAGAACCGUCGGCCCAGGAACCAACGGCCUCCCAAGAACAUCCUCAAACGGACCCUCCGGCCUGCCACUCACGGACUUCGCAACCCCAAUCCCGGCACCAUCCCCCGCGCUGAAAUACAUAAAGUAAUCACCCCCCGAGGACCGCUCCACGGACGGGGCCCAGGCGGCGCGGUUCGUGGACCAUGGGAUCUCGGUGAAGUUGAGGAUAUGGGGGUGUUUGGUCCAAGUGAGGAGGUCGGGGGAGGAGAAGGCGUCGAAGAAGGUUUGGGUCUCGUAGGCGGCGGAGUAAGUUGGGUAGAUCCAGUAGGUGUGCGAGAAGAUGCGGGCUUCGGGGUCGGCGUACCAGCCGGGGAAGAUGGGGUUGCCGGUGAGGGUUUCGUUCGCGUUAUUGUUGGGGUUGGGGGAGAAGAGGGUGGUUUGGCGGGAGAGGGUUGUUGGGAGGGAGGAGAGAAGGAGGGUUGUUAGGAUGGAGGAGUGCAUUGUGAGGUUGGGGUUGAUUGAUGGGUUAGAGGAUAGAGUGAGGGAGAGAGAAAGAGAGAGAGGUGGAU